Molecule: messenger RNA, 1627 nt
Organism: Cajanus cajan (pigeon pea)
Lineage: Eukaryota; Viridiplantae; Streptophyta; Magnoliopsida; Fabales; Fabaceae
Product: protein kinase C-like zinc finger protein
Source: RefSeq, a predicted model, not a curated record
GUCCGUGUAUUGAUUGAGGCUUGAUCACGUUAUUGCAGCAUAUUUAAAGCUCUUCACUGUUCCACCGCUCUGCAUCAUCUCCUUUCGUCCUGGAGACUCAACCUCUUUAUUCUCUCUCUCUAUUCGCUGCUGUUCUUCUUCAGCUGCAACUGCUAGGUCUCAAUAAAGCUUGUAAAAAGAGAGAGAACACCUGUUUUAUUCAGCACCGAUGGCAGGGUUAAAUUUUGAAGCCACAUAUACUGACAACCAUGAUAUUCUGAAGAUAUUUGCAGAUGAGGGUGUUGAGUUCCUUUUAUCUAGUGAAGGGAAGGUACCCGUGUCAGAAUGCUAUGGGAAAAUCAUCUGCCUAUUUUUCUCUGCAAACUGGUGCAGGCCAUGCAGAGCUUUCACUCCCCAUCUUGUUGAACUUUAUGAAACACUGAGAAAGAGGGGGGAAAAUCUAGAGAUCAUCUUCAUCUCCUUUGACCGUGAAGAGGAUGGAUUUACUGAACACUUCAAGCGCAUGCCAUGGCUAGCUGUCCCAUUUGAUGUAAAUUUGCACAGAAAAUUUAUUGACAGAUACCGAGUCGAUCGAAUCCCAUCAUUCGUACCAUUAUGCUCAGAUGCCAUAACUGUUGAAGAAGACUUGAUUGGAUGCAUUGAGGAUUAUGGUGCUGAUGCAUUUCCGUUCACAAGGAAGAGACAUGAUGAAUUGAAAGCUAUAGAUCAAAGGAAACGCGAGGAAGCAAGCUUGGAAGAGUUAUUGGGAAACGAAGGACGCAACUUUCUCAUAUCUGGAGAUGAUACAAAGGUACCCAUAUCUGAACUAACUGGUAAAACCAUAGGCCUAUAUUUUGGUGCAUAUUGGUCUCCACCUUGUUGUGCCUUCACUAUCCAACUUACAGAUACAUACAACAACCUCAAGGCUGCAAAAGGUGACUGCUUCGAGAUCGUUUUGAUCUCAACAGAUAGGGACCUUAUGGAAUUCAAUGUCAACAGAAGUAGUAUGCCAUGGCUUGCUGUCCCAUAUGAGGACAGGACAAGGCAUGACCUUAGAAGAAUCUUUGGUAUAAAGGGCAUUCCUGCUUUGGUUUUCAUUGGAAUAGAUGGCAAAGUCAUUAGUGUAAAUGGGAAGUUUAUGGUCUCCUCAUAUGGUGCAGAAGCUUUCCCAUUUACUGAAUCAAGGAUAAGAGAACUUGAAGCAGCUCUGAGAAAGGAGGGAGAGGCUUUGCCUCAACAGGUUGAGGAUGUGAAGCAUGAACAUGUGCUGAAAUUGGAUAUGGCCAAAGCAUAUGUAUGUGAUUCCUGUAAAAAGCAAGGGAAAUUCUGGACAUUCUCUUGUGAUGUCUGUGACUAUGACCUUCACCCAAGUUGUCUAGAAAAGGUCAACGAGGACUUAAGUUGAUAGGGAAUAGUAACACUCAAGUUUGUAACCUGUUAUAUUUUCUUGGUGAUGGAAUUAAAUUAAAGUUGUAAUACCUAGGAAACUUCAACACUAUAUACAUAUAUUUUAUUUCCUAUUGGUAUGUUGCUAAAACCUGCCAUUUGAAAUUAAGAGUGAUUUAAAUCAGGGGAGUUUUGUAAGGGAAUAGUCUGUGAAUAGAAUUACCGUGUGUUAAGAAAGUGUAGGCACACAUUUUUAUUCCUA